Molecule: messenger RNA, 1227 nt
Organism: Penicillium maclennaniae
Lineage: Eukaryota; Fungi; Ascomycota; Eurotiomycetes; Eurotiales; Aspergillaceae
Product: isopenicillin N synthase family dioxygenase
Exons: 4
Source: RefSeq, a predicted model, not a curated record
UCGGCGGAGCUUUUCGUGGGUUCGUCUAACGUGCAAGCAAAUUUGUUUCUUGGUGGUGGCCACCACUACGAUGUCACACCGAACUUGUCUCAGCCACGGUCGGGGCCGGCAUCUUAUCCCGCCGCUUUUAGUUCCAUUCCCGUUCUUGACUUUAACCAAGCAUUGAUGUCGUCGACCAAGUCGGGUUUUCUGAUCCAUCUUCGAGAAGCGCUCAUCAAUGUCGGAUUUUUCUACCUUGAGAACCCGCCUAUCUCACUCAGGGUACAGCAUGUGUUCUUGGAAAAAGCGAUGAAACUUUUUGACCUCCCCUUGGAGAAGAAACUAGAGAUUGAGAUGGUCAACAGCCCGCACUUUCUCGGCUACUCAAGACUGGGGGCAGAGAUCACUGCACUUAAGAAGGAUUACCGGGAGCAAUUUGAUUUCGCAACCGAACUGCCCGCGCCUGGAAAAGAUGAGCCACUGUAUAGAAAUAUUUACGGCCCUAACCAGUGGCCCGAUGAAAAUGCAAUCCCAGGCUUCCGCAAAGCUAUUGAGGACUAUAUCGCUGAAGCAAGCAAAAUGGCCGCUUCUUUUACAGCCCUUACCGCAGAAGCCCUAGAUCUUCCGCCAACGGCUUUUGAUCAAGCCUUCGAUGAUCCAGGGCAGCACAAGUUAAAGCUAAUCAAGUAUCCCCUUCCACCAUCUUCUGGUGACGAUGCCGCUGGCUUCCAGGGCGUCGGUGCUCAUAAAGACUCUGGCUUUCUGACUUUCCUUUUACAAGCGACAUCUCAUCAUGGCCUUGAGGUACAAAACAAAGCCGGAAAUUGGAUUCCUGCGGCUCCAAUUCCUAACACAGUGGUGAUCAACAUCGGCCGUGCUCUUGAAGCAUUGACAGGAGGAAUUUGUACGGCGACUACUCAUCGUGUAAACUUACGGGAAGAGCACUUUGUGGAUGCUGAAGGAAACCCUCUUGGCCCGCGGUUUUCUUUCCCGGUAUUCCAAGGGGUCAGCCCGGAUCUCUCUGCGGAGAACAUUUCACUGGUUAUUCCACCCCAUAUCCGAGAGCUAGUGAAGGAUGAAAAAGUCAAAUCGGAUGCCGAAACCACAUUUAACGAAAUGUUUCGAACGAACAUUGGGGAAGCUACGUUGAUUGCCCGUGUGACGAGCCAUCAAGAUGUCGGACAGCGAUAUUAUCCAGAGGUGUUGUGCGAGGCUCUCAAGGGCCAAAGAGGCUAUAUUGCGCAUUGA